Centruroides sculpturatus (bark scorpion) is the source of this 3031-nucleotide messenger RNA. RefSeq lists its product as uncharacterized. The record is from RefSeq and is a predicted model, not a curated record. The transcript is spliced from 9 exons. The coding region runs from base 145 to 1284 and encodes 379 amino acids. Lineage: Eukaryota; Metazoa; Arthropoda; Arachnida; Scorpiones; Buthidae.
GGUGUUAGAGCAUGCGCCUUUCCUAUCGGGUUGGAAGCAAGUUGAACCCGUCAUUCGGGAAGCUGGAGUGGAAAGAGGCAGACGUCCAUUGGAGAAAUGGUGGAAGAUCGUCAUCUCGUCUAAAUUAUUAUCGUUCGACCCGACAUGGAAACGUUAUGUGGAUCUAAACUAUACCCUUUAUUAAUAUGUGGAUUGUUGUUUAUCGUACGAUCGUCUCUAAGCGAACAGGUCGACUACGACGUCACGUGUUCCGGCCAACACAUGAAGGUUACCAUCAACCUGGAAGACAACGGCACUCGCGUCUAUCUGGAUAAAAUGAAAGGUUACUCGGCCUGUCAGCCGAAACUGAAGGGAAACGUGGCUGUGUUUAAACUCUCUCUGACCAACAUAUAUAAAUGCGGAACCAUCAGGAUGUACAAUAAGUUAACGGGCUUCAAAAUCUAUUAUCAUCGGAUUAUUCUAGAGCGGAAGUCCGGACCCAGAGACGUGCUCCUGGUCAAGUGCGUGCUGCCGGCCGACGGAUCCAGAUACGUUCCCCACAAGAAGAGCAGGCGGGACGUUCUUCCCGGAGACUUCUACGAACCCGAAUUCCUCAACAUCACCGGAUCCAUAGUGAAGUACGCGCCCGUGCCCUACCUGAACCUGGCCAUCCGACAGAACGGAAGAGUGGUGGACGCCGGCGUCAACGUCCAGCCCGGAACCCCCCUGGAGAUGGUCGUCUACCUGGACGAGAAGAGCGCCCCAGUGUACGGUCUGCUGGCUAGCUACCUGAAGGUGACGGACAACACGCCCAAACACGAAGAGGUCAUCGUCAUGAACGGGUGUUCCAUCGACCAGUACAUCUUCGGUAACUUCGAGACACCCGACGACGGAAACACCCUGUCGGCCAAGUUCAGGGCCUUCAAGUUCCCCGAAACCAACUACGUUCUGUUCGUCGGCACCGUCAACAUCUGUCUGCAGCGAUGCAAAGGGGUGCCAUGCGGUAACGGCAAAUACGGCUUCGGCAGGAGAAAGAGGGACGUGCCGUCGGAACUGCCCAAGGACACCAACCGGCUGUACGAAGUGGAGAUGACCACCGUCCUGAAGGUGGAGUACUCGGCCGACCACUUCCGCCCCAAGAAAGAUUCUCUCUUCGGAAACUUCGGCCGACUUCCCGCUUCCGACGGAUCGCUCUCCCCUUCCGACCACCGACUUCCGGCCGCCUCGGAGGCGGCCCCCGGCCCGGGGGCCGGGAUCUCGCCCUGGAUUCUGGUGGCGGCGCUGUGGCUCCUGUCCCUCGACUGAGGCGUCCGCCGGGCCCCUUCGUUCACGUGCCAACACCUCGACUAACUCGACCGCGGCCGGGUCCCCGUCCCGGGUGGCGGUAUCUAGCGGUGACGGGCCGAACUAAUCGAUCCGCCGUACUCACCGGAGGCAGCUAUUUUACUUAGUCUCUCUCUCUCUCGCUCUGUCUAUCUCUCUCUUUCUCCGUCGACGGGUGGGCGUCGGCGCGCCUUUUUCUUCUCCCGUCCGUCGGUGUGGGGGAGCGAGGACCCGGCGUUCCCCCCGUCGGCGGCGGGAACGUCCUCGGCACUUCGGAAAAAGUAACGAAAAUCGGGUGGGGGACCGCCUCCCCGCGGACGACGGACCUCAUUUGUAUAACUGUAAAAAAGACGAGAGUUAUUUUACUCCAAAAACACGAAAUAUAUAUAUACAAAAACAGUCACACGUUUGACACGGUUUUAAUAAAAAAAAAUACCCGCAAUUCCUGGCAACUUGUGUUUUUUUUUUGUCGGCCGCCGGAAAUACGUCAUCGCGGACGACGGGAAGUGGUCGGGGCGGACACUCCGCACCCAUCUCGGCCGUAAGAGAAUUGUGGAAAGGCGGCUUUUUGCCGGGAACCUCUUCUCGUUUCCCGCGAGACGGUCUCUAACCACCUCCUUCCAUUAUUUACGGGGAGGAGGAUUCGACUAUUUCGUCUUGUUCCCUAGAGAGGGCGCUUCUCUUGGCCGGCGGCGGGCGUCCCGAAAGAUAUUUUUCCUCAUCCCGGCGGACGAAACUUUUCCUUCGUUCCCCCGUCCGGCGGGAAUUGCUCUGGACGGGAAGAGGAAAGGAAAUAUCCUGGGGAGAAGGAACACGUUUAUCCAGGAGGAAAACGCCGUUUUCUUCCCCCGGCGCUUAGUCGGACCAGGAAUUAAAAUUGGGAGCGUCCGGAAGAAGGGCCAGUCGUCCCGACCAUUUUCAUAAAUAAUUAAUAAAUACGUAGAACGAGCGGUGGGGGACGAAGUGGUUACCAUCCCCGUAACUUAAGGUUACUUUUACUAACAGAAACCGAAAUAUUCCGGCGCGUUUUAUUAAUAAAGAAAUUCGCUCUUCAAAAGAAAUAACGUGGAAAGGGGAACGGGCUCCACCUCGAGGGCGGCGGACGGUCCCGGAUUCGCGGGUGAAAAUUUCACCCAGACAGACUGAGGAAAGUAGAAGAACCGAGAGGAAACCAUCGUCUACUUCGGCGGUUCCCAGAAUGGGCCCUACCGCUCCCAGCGGCGCAAAGAAGCAUGGGGGGCGGCAAAGGGUCUUGGAGGACGAGACUCGGCCGAACUGUCACCAUAGGGGAACGAGGGUGGGGGUCAACACCCCUUUCUUCUAUUAAAACGGGUAAGAAGAAGCAUUGCGUGAAAUGGUUUCCAGAUAUCGAGAACAAAGUAUGGUAAAGACACAAGUGAUAAAAAUGGGCAACGAGCCCAUUAUUAUCGGAUCGAGUGACUUUCAAAUAAUGGGUUUUAAUACAGCUGUAUAAAAGGCUUUACCAGGCGAGUCAGAUUCUUAGAAAAGCUUUUGUAAGAAUAUUUCCAAGCCAAAAAAGUUUGGGAAUGGUCCAUUGGCCGAUAUCCGAAAUUCGACACGAAUUACUGAUUAGAAAUGAAAGCUGGUACCGUAAAUAGUAAUGAAAUUAUUUAUUUGAUCAAUACAAACACCCGAUUAUUAUUAUUAUUAUUACAGUAGAUCGUCGUUUAUCAGAAAGUCGGUUAUCCGAAACGUUGGUUAUCCGAAA